Enterobius vermicularis (human pinworm) is the source of this 743-nucleotide messenger RNA. The record is from the annotation of a GenBank genome assembly. Lineage: Eukaryota; Metazoa; Nematoda; Chromadorea; Rhabditida; Oxyuridae.
UUGUUUAGCACAAACGACACCUUGUUUUCAUCUUUACUAGUUAGAUGCGUAGUGCAACUUGAGCUCGUUGAUGCAGUUAAUCAUAUCGUUUUUGGUUCAGGCGCGAUGCAUAAGGACGAUGUUCAUGCGUUUCCUUCGACACAUCUCUCUUCCAAAGAUGCAUUACGUGAACCUUCUGGGGAAGUGCAGAAUGGUAUUAUUCAAAGUGACGAAAUUUUUUUUGGGGCUGAUGAUGAUGGCUUGUUUUCUUACAUUGGGGCCGAUCGUCUUUUGUGUUUAGUUAAUUGUCUUUUACAGUCUCAUAGACUAGCGCAAAAGUUCAAUGGAAAUAACGCUCAGAGAACAUUAUUGUGGAAGGCUGGAUUCAAAGGUAGAAGUAAGCCGAAUUUGUUGCGUCAAGAAACUCAUAGCGUUCGAUCUGCUCUAGGAAUUUUGUACAGAUUAUAUUCUAUCUCAAGUGUAGACAGAAAACUUGACGUAAAAAAGGAGCUAAAAAGAAUUGUCUGUGAUGCAAUAAAUUACUUCCUCGAACUUAAUACUGAUCAACAUAAACAGGCUUGGAAUUUAGUGCUUCAUCUAAUUUUGGAUUGCUCGUCUUCAUUUAAUGACGCGCAGCUCUUGGACUUGGGAAAAGAUUACGCUUUGGAUAUUUGUCGCCUGGUACAGUGCGACAUGAAAGAAGAGUUGAGGUCAAAACUUGCUAGAGUUCUACAGAAGUGCAUUAGUGUAAAUUACAUGUAAUA